Messenger RNA from Uncinocarpus reesii 1704, 1740 nucleotides. RefSeq lists its product as uncharacterized. Bases 1 to 1740 code for a protein of 579 amino acids. NCBI's taxonomy places the organism in Eukaryota, Fungi, Ascomycota, Eurotiomycetes, Onygenales, Onygenaceae. The transcript has 4 exons. The record is from RefSeq and is a predicted model, not a curated record.
AUGAGUCUAUCCCGGGAUCCUCGCCUUACCGGCGCUCGUUUGUUCCCAAAUGCCCUUGAUAGCCCCGCCAGUGCCAAACCGUAUACUAUGAGGGAACUGAAACUGAUGCAAGUCUUUGACAGCGAAAUCACUUCUAAAUGGAGGAUCGAAGCUAUGGCUCUGGAUCCCGACGAUAUAACGGAGGCUAUGAUGGACUGGAUUAUCGAGGAGCUUCAAUUCAAAGCUAAAUUGUAUAAAGAGACGGGGCUGACGUACGUCUUUGACGGCGAUGUCGUUAAAUCCGAUUUGAAGAUCCCAAAGUUUCUCCAGGAGUCACUGAAGGUAGCCGUGGCCCCCUUAGAAGACGUUCCUGAGGAGGAAAAAGAUUACCAUCCAUAUUCGGGCGACCAAGUACUUAACCUGGUGCAUCCUUCACUCUUCCCGCUUGUCUACGGGCGGACCCGCAUCGUCCAAGACGGAAGCUUUACACCUGAUGAAGGAGUAAAACGAUCCGGAGAGGGUGAAGUCAUUGAAUGGCCGGGAUACGAACAGCAGGUGCAGGGCUCAACGAAUUCAUGGAGUACAAAGUUUCAAUGGCUCCCGUGCAACAUCUCCUUUGUCCCAACGGCUCCUUCAGGCGACCAAAGUGCAGCGAACUUUGGGUCCGAGAGCUUUCGCUGCAAAAUCAACAGUUACAUUAAUAACCUACACCCUGACGACCACGGAGACCUUUAUUCUAUCCUUGAGGAAAUAAUCACUCGGACAGUUCCUCUUUGGAAUAUGACACUUUCAGGGUUAGGAAUGAGAUUCAACAAACGGAUCAAUUACAACGAUGUUAAAUAUGACCCGGAUCCGGAUGAUAUACCCGAAGAACAAUAUCCACAGCCAGAAGAAAAUGAACCUGAUUAUUCUUAUUGGGCCAGACUUGAGACCUGGAAGCAGGAGAUCAGACAAGUGGUGCUUCCAGAGCCCGGGAAAUUCAUUCCACGACCUGUCUCAUCCAAAUAUACAUUUCUGAAAGAUUACGGAAAAGCGAUCCGUACUCUAGAACAGGACCAAGAGGUUGACUUGUAUGAAAGCUUCAAAGCUUCUGGCCUUCAAGUAAUUGUUAAACUAGCAAAUAUCUACUUGACCCCAGAAGAUCCAGAUUACACGGGAGGCCUGUGGCACGUCGAGGGCCAGUUGAAUGAAAGAAUAUGCGCAACGGCACUAUAUUAUUACGAUAGCGAGAACAUCACCGAUAGCCGUCUCUCGUUCCGGCAAAGCAUCUCUGAGGACUUUUCACUGGAGAUCGGCUAUGAACAAUUCCAUUUCGAAUGGCAGGAGAAAGUAUUCGGCCUUGAAGAAGAAGCUCUUGCAGUUCAGGAACUUGGAAGCGUCAGCUGCAAAGAAGGGCGACUCCUCACCUUUCCCAAUAUCUUCCAGCACCGGGUGGAACCGUUUCAUCUGAAGGACCCGACCAAGCCUGGUCAUCGCAAAAUCGUUGCGCUUUUCCUCGUUGAUCCAAACGUUCGCAUUACUUCUACCGCAGAAGUACCCGCACAAAGGAAGGAUUGGUGGCUCCGACAGGUUCCCUUGGACAAUAUCCUCACGCGACUUCCACAAGAAUUGGGCGACCAAGUACAGAGAGAAUUAAGUGGAUUCCCGAUGACGAUGGAGGAGGCGCAGGAACUCCGCCUCGAAUUAAUGGACGAGCGGGUGGCGUAUGCUGAUGAUGAUGAAUGGCCAGACACUUUUAUUUACUCACUUUGUGAGCACUGA